This is a messenger RNA of Patella vulgata (common limpet), 3179 nucleotides long. RefSeq names its product DNA damage-binding protein 2. Gene Ontology annotation, molecular function: damaged DNA binding; protein binding. Gene Ontology annotation, biological process: response to UV; DNA repair. Bases 442 to 2106 code for a protein of 554 amino acids. Gene Ontology annotation, cellular component: Cul4-RING E3 ubiquitin ligase complex; nucleus. The transcript has a single exon. Lineage: Eukaryota; Metazoa; Mollusca; Gastropoda; Patellidae. The record is from RefSeq and is a predicted model, not a curated record.
GCCGACGAAAACCUUGGGUUACUAAAGUAAAUUGGAUAUUCGAUUUUACUUAGAACUUACAUGGAUUAUUAAUUUUAAUUAAAGGUACUAAAGAGAAAGGUGCUUUGUUGUGGGUGGAGGAUGCCGGAAGUCCCCUGUGAUUAACUGAUGGUAGUAGACAUGCGCAUUGUCGUGAUAAAUGUUGUCUCAAAUGCAACAACCCGUGGAACGUGGUUACAUACCCGUUAUAUAACGUCCAAAAUGCCCGGGAAAAGGUGUCUGUAAUAACAGUGUAUUAUACAUGUACAGUAAUAAUACAACAACUGUAGUUUGUCAUCUUGAAAGAGAUUGAUCUUUGGAUAAAAAAACAUUAAUAGCUUUGACUGCAAAGCUUAGUUUUAUUUUAACUUGUGUUAUUGAAUAAGAAGACCCACUCAAAUAAGUGGUGUAUGAUUUACUAAAAUGUCUACCUCUGCAAGUGGUACUAGGACUUCUUCGAGAAGAUCGGCGAUGUCCAGAAAAUGUAAAGAACACCUAGAAGAAGAUAAUUCAUCAACUGGAAUUAGUGGCACUGAGGUUACUUUAGCAUCAAAACUACGUAAACGAAUGUUGACAGAUCUGAAUAUGAAUGAAAUUAAGAGUGAAUCUCGUGGGAAAAACACCACAACACUGGAUACUGAAUCUCAAAAUAUUUGUUCUAAAAAGAGUAAGAGGUUAGAAGCUACCAGUGCUGUAAAUCAGGGUUCUUCAAAAUCAUUAGGCCUACAAAUUGCUGGACAAAAGACAGAUUUUAUUUGUAAUUUUGAGAGCCGUAAAUCAGAUUUUGUUGUGAAAAAUUCAGUUUCUUCCUUAAUGAGUAAAAGUAUGAAUAUGUUCCAUUUGUUGUAUAAAACAAAUUAUGGAAUGCAAAUAUCACCAAAACAAAAACAUACCUUGACAAACCCAGUUGUAAAUCAGCUGUCUGAAUUUGGACUUUGUCGCUGUGCCACUCCAUUUGAUAGACGAACAACAGCAAUGGAAUGGCAUCCAUCCAAUCCCAAUAUAUUAGCAGUUGGGUCGAAAGGAGGCGAUAUUAUACUGUGGGAUUCUAGUACAAUUACGAACGAUAAAUUUAUUGGAGGAGAUGGAGCAGGAGGAUCUAUUCAAGCCAUGAAAUUCUGGCCUUGGAAUAAUUCUUUUCUCUGCACUGCAUCCAUUAAUGGAAAACUUACAUUACAUGAUUUUGAAGGUCGUCAUGGUCAAAUAUUAUCCGAUACUAUGAAUUGUAUGGAUUUUUGGUAUUGUUCGUUAGAUGUUAGUUCGUCUCACAGUGCCGUACUGACAGGUGACAAUGUGGGUAAUAUUUUGUGUUUAUCAGAAAAAGGACAAAAGGUUUGGAAUAAGAAAUUACACAAGCAGAAAGUAACACAUGUGGAGUUUUCACCUCGAGAAAAUUGGUUAUUUUGUUCAGCAUCAGUUGAUCAUACUGUACGACUGUGGGACAUUAGAAUGAUCAAGGAUAACAAAAGUAGCCUCGCUGUUCUUCAACAUAAUAAGGGAGUUAACUCCGCCUAUUUUAGCCUGACAAAUGGCUGCCGUCUUUUGACCACCGAUCAACACAGUGAUAUAAAAAUAUUCAGUGCCCCUGAAUGGAGAUUGGAAAGAACCGUACACCAUCCUCACCGAUUCUUUCAACAUAUAACCCCUAUAAAGGCGUCAUGGCAUCCAUUACAAGAUCUAAUUGUUGUCGGUCGUUAUCCUGAUCAGAAUUUCCCAGGAUAUAAAUCUGGCGAACGAAGAACCAUCGAUAUAAUUGAUUCCGAAACAGGAGAGGUUGUCACAAAACUUUUUGACCCAAGUGCUCCAGGAAUAGUGUCUUUAAACAAAUUCAACCACAGUGGUGAGGCACUGGCUUCAGGAAUGGGCGUGAAUAUUUUGCUGUGGAAUAGAAAAGAACUCAUUGCUCAAAAACAGGAAAAAUUAAAAGAAAAAAUGACAGAUUUUAAAUCCAAUGCUUUGGGCAUAGGGAACAAUGAUCCGUCCAAAAAACGGACAAAAACUGACAAAAAAACAAAAACUGAUUCUAAAACCAAGCUUAGUACAAAAUUGAAAAAUUCAUCACAGAAGAGUAACACUAAAAAGAAAUAGGGCCUUAGAAUUUUAGAGUUAUGUGUAUUUCAGAAUCUGUCCCCAAAACUACUAGAAAAAACGGCGCUAAUGCACUUUUGUACACCUAGCACUUGCCGUGGUACCGCAGCUUGUUAUAUUCGUAAGAACAGCUACUCAACAAAAUGACGAAAAUUGUUACUAUUAUAUAUGAUCAGUGAUGGUAGGAAGCUUGGUUGGUGUUCAGCAAGUCAUAAUAGUGUCUUGGUAUGGUAUUUGAGUCUCAAUAGUAAAAAGCAUGGCCGCACGACGAGCUCUGUGUACCAGAAAAUGGGAGAAGUGCAAGUUGUGUAAAAUCAAAAGUUAUUGACCCGAUUCGUCUGAAAUUUGGUGUGAGAUCAUAGUUAACAACCUGGAACACCCUCAGCAAAUUUCAAGUCUCUACGACCACAGGACAGCAAGUACUAGGUGUACGAAAGUACAUUAGCGCCGAAAAACCCUGUCUUUAAUCAUUGAUUUCUGCAGGUACAAUAAGAUAAUCUGGGUUGGAUUAAAGCAAGUGCUAAUAUAAUGGAGGAUUUGUGGCGUGUUUUCUUCACUGUUCAGCUAACAAAGGUUCCAGGGCACUGUUUCUCGAAAUGUUAACUUAAGAUAAAAUCCAAAUUUUAGUAGAAACUUCAAUUUUGAUUGGCUAAGCACUAAAAUCAAUCUAAUAUUAUCCAAUCAAAUUACUCAAAUUUGGAUUUUAUCUUUGUUAAAAUUUCGUGAAACAGACCCCAGUUGGUUUUCAUACAUUGUUCAUAUUGAUGUCAUAUUGUAGAUAUACGAAGUUCCCAUUAAUUAUUGUAGUAAACAAUUAACUCCAACUGCUAAAACUCUUAACCUUAAAACCCAGUGUUCAUAAAAGUUAAAGCCAUUAGUUCUGCAGUAACCGAGUAGAAGCAGUGAAUAAGAAUUGAUCCAUCAUGUAGCUUUCAAGCAUCUAGUGUAGGAUCCUUGAAAAUGCAACUUUUGCUGCAUGUACUAGGUUGAAUUGGCACUGCAGGAAAUGUGAACAUACAUAUACAUGUAUAUAGCCAACAUAUUUUACAAAGCAUAAUAAAUAAUAAAUUCAG